CUGAGGUAAUUCAACUUUGGAAAAGGAAUUUGGAAGAAUCAAUAUUACCUUUCAAAAACCUUCAAUCUCUAGAAGUUAACAAUUGUAGCAGCUUGAGCUACCUUCUAACCCCCUCCAUGGUAUUGCGCCUUGGGCAACUCAAGAACUUGAAGAUAAAAGACUGUGCAGCAAUAGAACAAGUGAUCAUGGCUACAAGAGUUGGAGAGGUAGUUGAAUUUGACUCAAUAUUUUUCCCACAACUAAAGUCCAUUUCAUUAGAGUCUUGCUCCAAGUUGUCAAGUUUCUAUGUGGGAAGUAAGACCCUCAAGUUUCCAAUGCUAGAGAAAAUUAUUGUAAAGGAUUGUCUAAAGAUGGUUAGAUUCAGUUUUAAAUUUUCAAGUGAGCAAGAGAAAGAGACAACUGAUGGAAGACGUGAGGAAUUGCUUGUCAAGAAAGAACCUAAUAUCUUCAUUGAGGUUUUCUUUUGUGAUGAGGUUGAGCUUCCUAACUUGAAGAAGUUGACUCUAUCCUCAAUCAAUACAAAGCAAAUUUGGAACAGUCAUCUUUCAUCAAUAUCUUCAUUUGCUCAAAAUUUAAAAAAGUUGAAGGUGGUCAACUGUUCCAAUUUGAAGUAUCUGUUUACAUUCUCAAUGCUUAAAAGUUUUGCGCAGCUUAAAGAACUCGGGAUUAGUGGAUGUGAGAUAAUGGAAGUGGUAAUAUUAACAGAAGGGGCAGUGGAAGAAGAAAAGAUUUGCCAGACGGUGUUCCCUAAACUAAAGACCUUGACACUUAAUGACCUACCCCAACUUGCAACAUUUUGCUCCAAUUGUGAUUCUCUAGGAAAAUUUUCUGACUCUGAAAGAGUCAAUUUUGAUACCAGAUCACAAAAACUGCUAGCCACGCAAUCGACUUUGGUGGAAACAGAGGCCACCGAGCUUGUAUUCUCUCAAGUGACAAACCUGAUACUUAGACUCUUACCAAAAUUCAAGAGUUUCUUCCCUCAAACGCACAUCACAAAAUGGCCAUCAUUGGAAAGUUUAGUUGUGAUCGACUGUCAUGGAGCACAAAUAGUUGCUUCAAAAUUUUCAAGAACUGAGAUGACACAUAGAGACAGCCAACUUGAAAGGGAAUCUCAACAUCUCAUGCUUUGGAUUAGCAAGGCUACAUUUCCUAGUCUAGAACGCCUGGUUGUGAAAUGGAAUGACAACAUGAAGAUACAGUGUGGACAUCAUCCAGAGGAGUAUUUUGGUAAACUAAAGGUUCUGCACCUCGUCGGCUUUCCUAAGCAAUCGGCUUUUCUUCCGCCUUUCUUCUUCCACUGCUUGCCCAAUCUCAAAAAGCUUCUUGUGGAGGAUGCUUUCUUCGAUGAAAUAUUCCAAUGUGAAGAAGUUACAGGUGAGGAAAAACCUGUGUGUGGACACACUCCAUUAAGAAAUUUAAGAUUGUCCAAACUUCAUGAGCUAACACAUCUUUGGAAGGAAGAAUCCCAACUUGAAGUAGACAUUCUCAGAAACCUAGAAACUCUAAAAGUGCAGGAAUGUAGCAGAUUGAAGAAUUUAGUUCCUUCCACUGUAUAUUUCAACAAUUUGCAGACUCUAGUGGUAUCUGAGUGUCAUGGACUUGCCAAUUUAGUGAGAUACAAAACAGCGAAAAGCUUGGGGCAGCUCCGAAGAAUGAAAGUAGCCGAUUGUGAGAUGAUAGAAGAAAUUGUCGUAUGUUUGGGUGAUCCUGUGAACGAUGGCAUUGAUUUCACCGAAUUGGAGUGUUUGCAACUUAAAGGUUUACCAAGACUAGAAAGCUUCUGCUCAGGGGAUUGCAACUUUAAAUUCCCAGCUUUGGUAGAGGUAAUUGUUACAGAGUGUCCAAAUAUGCAGAUUUUCUCUAAGGGAGAACUAAGCACACCAAGACUUUAUAAAGUGAAAUUGGCAGGAGAUAUAUAUGAAGACAUGGAUGAAGAUAUAGAGAAAAAAUUAGAUGAUUUUUUUAAUAAAGAUGAAGAUGAAAGAAGUUUAAAUUUUUUGGUUUACCAAAACAAGAAGGAAGAUGAAGGAAGUUGGCAGGGUAAUCUUAACAGCACUAUACGACAGUUGUUCAAGGAAAAGUGUUUGCUUUCGCCUUUCAACAUGUUGUCUUGAUGGUUACAGAGUGCUGGCAAUUGCAAAAAGGGCAAUGGAGAAAACAGUGAUCAUGAUGCUAAAGAAGAUAAUGGUAAUUAAUGGCUAUGAACAAGACUGGGAUUUUAGGUUUUAAUGGUGCACUCACAAUAAGCUAGAUUUUUGUUUUAUCAAGCUCCCACAUUGCUUUGCCAUUCAAAAAAAUCUUUUAAUUUCUAAAAUUCAUGUGUGGUAUGAUUAUCAAGUGGUUAAUUCUGGAAACCACUAGAGACCAUUUCAUUUUAUUUUUCUUGUUGUGCUUGUUUAUUGUGUGAAAGAGAGCAAUUGAAUUGUUAUGCAUCUUCAUUCAAAAAAGAGAUGUGAUUUGU
Molecule: messenger RNA, 2461 nt
Organism: Rubroshorea leprosula
Lineage: Eukaryota; Viridiplantae; Streptophyta; Magnoliopsida; Malvales; Dipterocarpaceae
Source: the annotation of a GenBank genome assembly